Messenger RNA from Diceros bicornis minor, 1389 nucleotides. RefSeq names its product TATA-box binding protein like 1 (gene TBPL1). Gene Ontology annotation, molecular function: general transcription initiation factor activity; DNA binding. The transcript has 8 exons. Gene Ontology annotation, biological process: DNA-templated transcription initiation. Bases 382 to 942 code for a protein of 186 amino acids. The record is from RefSeq and is a predicted model, not a curated record. NCBI's taxonomy places the organism in Eukaryota, Metazoa, Chordata, Mammalia, Perissodactyla, Rhinocerotidae.
CGCCCCGGACCCGGAACAACAAAGCGCGGAGCCCGGAGGCCGAGCCGCGGGGGCUCCUAGCAACGGGCCGGGCGGGAGUUCCAUGGAGACGGGGGAGCGCGCCCGCCUCAUCAUCAUCCUCGUCCUCCAGCUGAUCCUCCGCGUCCGCCGCCACCGGCAGCAGCGCUGCCGCCGCGUCCUCUGCCGCCGCCCCCUCUUCCCACGGCCCCACGGCCACCCCGUCCCACCCCUUGUACCCAGACGUCAUUGGAGGUUACACAGACAGACACAGAGAACAGAAAAGGUUGAAGGGACUGUGAGUGAGAGACGAGAAUGCAGGUGAGGUCACGCGGACACAGAGGAUGUGAUCCUCGUGGUGGACGCUGAGUCUAAACCACCCCAAUGGACGCAGACAGCGAUGUUGCAUUGGACAUUCUAAUUACAAAUGUCGUCUGUGUCUUCAGAACAAGAUGCCAUUUAAACUUGAGAAAGAUUGCUUUGGAGGGAGCAAAUGUAAUUUAUAAGCGUGAUGUUGGAAAGGUAUUAAUGAAGCUUAGAAAACCUAGAAUUACAGCUACAAUUUGGUCCUCAGGAAAAAUUAUUUGCACUGGAGCAACAAGUGAAGAAGAAGCUAAAUUUGGUGCCAGGCGUUUAGCCCGCAGUCUGCAGAAACUAGGUUUUCAGGUAAUAUUUACAGAUUUUAAGGUUGUUAAUGUUUUGGCGGUGUGUAACAUGCCAUUUGAAAUCCGAUUGCCAGAAUUCACGAAGAACAAUAGACCUCAUGCCAGUUACGAACCUGAACUUCAUCCUGCUGUGUGCUAUCGGAUAAAAUCUCUAAGAGCUACAUUACAGAUUUUUUCAACAGGAAGUAUCACAGUAACAGGGCCGAACGUCAAGGCUGUGGCUACUGCUGUGGAACAAAUUUACCCAUUCGUGUUCGAAAGCAGGAAGGAAAUUUUAUAACUCAUCACUUAAUUGGUUGGAAUCCCUAACUGAGCACCUUUGAAAACCUGCUGCAUAUUGGACUCGAAACAGAAGGAGAACUGGACCAACAGUAAUCGAGGAAACAGACUCUGUUGUUCAUCCCGGCUACAGUGUGAGCUCCAGGCCUGGCGGAUUUCACGUCGGACCUUGCUGUAAUAUAGAGGAAGUUUACAAGAUGUGACGUUGCUGCUUUCUACAAGGACUCUGUUUAUUUCUGCAGUGGUUCUCAUGUCCCCGUAGCAGAGCUGUCACAGUGUGCACUACCUUCAGUUGUUUUGUUGUUGUUGUUAUUUUUUUCCAGUUUGAGCUAAUGUGUUUUAUUUGUGAAUAGUCUUUUACAUUUUUGUAUGCUGAAUAUGGGCACCAAAGAACCUGUAAAAGUUAUCUUUUUCAAUUGAAUGUGCACAAAUAAAAGUUUGGAAAAGA